AUGACAGCAAAACCCUCCAUGCUUGAUGUUGACGUGGAACCGCCAACUUAUGACAAUACCGUCAGCGACUCAAGGGCACAGCUCAGCUGUGGAGAAACACCAACCUUGUUCCUGGAUAAAACGACAAUCUUCGCCCAUACCUCACCACCUCGCGCGCUCUAUGAGCUGAGUAACGUUGUGACUGACGCAAAGUCAUUGGUGUAUGGAGUUCAAAAAGUGGUUUACAGAGUCUCUUCAGAAGCUGGCAGCGACAAAGUGAGAACCAGAUUGGACCACAUCUACGACUUCACACAGGACCCACUCAAGGGACUCGAAAGUUUCAGUAUGCAGCUGAACGAUGUCACGGUUAUUCAGGGUCAGAUGAGCUCUAAGAGAACAUAUAAGGAAGUCUACCUGAUGCCCGGCGUCUCUGGGUGGAAGGUAAAAGAUCACUUCAAGGCCGGCGAUAGCGCGGUGCACCAGAUGAAGCACCAAGAUGAGAUCCACUGGAAAAACAUGAAGGGAGAAGUUGUCGCUAUUGAGUCAGUCGCAAAGAGAGACAAGGAAAAGAAACUAUUAAGCAUGCCCCAGUUGGAUGUCAUACUCCCUAUGGACCACAAGGAGUUGGACCUGUUGGUAACAAGCUGGAUGGCGAGGCUCUGGAGGCAGUCAGCUGAUGAAACCAAGGACCCCAUGACCUGGAAAGACUUCAAGGAGAUUUCCAAGAUCGCCCUUAGCAGAAACAAGCUCGGAAACACUUGGGCGUUAGGUGGAUUCCUUGCGGACGCCACAAUCGGCCUGAUAGGCAGAGAGAUGAAUUCAAAUUUACCCAAGUUGUUGCACCUCAAGCGUCGCUUUAAGGCCGGCAUGGUUAGCAAGGAUCCCGCUCCACAUUGGGUGGUAAGCACGCAUCAGUCGGAUAUCGUAUUCCUCACGACGCGCCUAUGGGAAGUGCUCAAUGCAGUUGUAACGCCACGAGAGGAGAAAGCACAGUACGUCGUCACUUACCGGGCUUCCGUUCGUCCAGCCUCCAACUACAUAAGUGCGUCUCUCCAUCUUCAAGCUUCCGCUUCAUCAACACUUACACCUACCACCAUGAGAGCUGCAAGAUAUUACGGCAAGGAAGAUAUCAGGAUCGAACAGGUUCCAGAGCCACCAUGUGGCCCUCAUCAGAUCAAAAUUGCCCCGGCAUUCGUCGGUAUCUGCGGGACUGAUCUCCAUGAAUACCUCGGCGGCCCUAACUUCUGCCCCUCCUCUAGACAUCCGGUCACAGGCGACCAGAUUCCCGUGACGCUUGGCCAUGAAUUCUCUGGCAUCAUCAAGGAGAUAGGCUCAGAAGUCAAGCAGGAGCAUCUCAAAAUCGGCCUCCCUUGCGCCGUGCAGCCUACGAUUUACUGCGGUAAGUGUGCUGCUUGCAAGGCCGGUGCCGAGAAUGCGUGCCACACAGGCGGAUUCAUCGGACUGAGCGGCUGGGGUGGCGGCCUGAGCGAGGCGGUGUCGGUGCCCGCGGAUCAGGUCUUCCCUUUGCCUGAGGGCAUCCCUCUCGAGCUGGGCGCCUUGGUGGAGCCGCUUUCGGUAGCUUGGCAUGCCGUCUCUGCCACUACCGUCACGUCAGAGUCCAAUGUUUUGGUGAUGGGAGGCGGUCCGAUCGGGCUGGCCGCUGUAUUGUGUUUGAAGGCGAAGGGGGUUUCGAAUAUCAUGGUAGCGGAGAUUGCCACCGCCAGGCAAAAUUUCGCAAAGGAGUUUGGAGCAGCACACAUCAUUGAUCCCAAGAGCCAAGAUGUUAUGGAGGAGGUGAUGAAGAUUACUGGUGGCAUUGGCGCUGAUGUCACACUUGACUGCGCAGGUGUACCGGCUAGUGUCAAAGCUGCGUGCAUGGCCGUCAAGACACGCGGCACGGUCAUCAAUGUUGCGAUCUGGGAGAAGGAAAUUCCCUUCAACCCAAAUUGGGUAACGUGGAGAGAAAGCUCGUAUAAGUCUGUACUUGGAUAUCAGAAGAAGGAUUAUCAGGCCGUGAUUGAGAACUUGAAAACAGGAGCCCUCAAGCCUGCCUCCAUGAUCACGAGGAAGAUUCCUUUGGAGGAUCUUGUAGAACAUGGUAUCAAGGCGUUGAUUACGGAUAAGGACAACCAAGUCAAGGUUUUGGUUGAUGAAGAGCCAUCAGACGAUCCGCCUUGA
Molecule: messenger RNA, 2157 nt
Organism: Colletotrichum lupini
Lineage: Eukaryota; Fungi; Ascomycota; Sordariomycetes; Glomerellales; Glomerellaceae
Exons: 12
Coding region: 1-2157 (718 amino acids)
Biological process (GO): butanediol biosynthetic process
Cellular component (GO): cytoplasm
Molecular function (GO): (R,R)-butanediol dehydrogenase activity; zinc ion binding
Source: RefSeq, a predicted model, not a curated record